UAGACUAAGCAUUAAUGGUUGGCAUCUCUUCUAUCCCGCCCGAUUCGAAAAAAUAACUCCCGCCCAAUAUUCAAAUGAAAACAAUUUCAUCCCGCCAUGAAAUCCAUCAAAUCCCUAAUUAACCAUUUUCAUCAACCUCAAUUUAUGCUUAUUUCUCUACUCCUUCUUACUCUUUCCCACUCCGGUUUUUCAAUCGAUCAAUCGAUGGACAUAACCGGAUUAGCAAAGAAGCUCGGUCUAGCCGACAAUAAACCAGUCGUUCGUAAAGCGGCUGAAUUCCGUCGUCUAUCCGAUAUCAAAUUUGAUUCUUCCGCUAUCGGUGUCGGUGAGAUUUGCAAGGCCAUCAUUUGCUUAGAAAUUGCCGCCAACAAAUAUGAAGUAAUCUUUGAUCGGCAGACUGCGAUAAAAAUGAGUGGGAUGUCUGAGAAAGCUUACAAUAGAUCAUUUAAUUCUCUGCAGAAUGUUCUUGAUGUGAAGAAUAAUCUGGAUGUUAGAGAACUAGCUAUCCAAUUUGGAUGUGUUCGGAUAAUCCCUUUUGUGCGGAAAGGAUUAAAACUCUAUAAGGAGCGAUUCUUUGCUUCACUUCCAGCUAGUAGACGCAGUAGUACUGAUUUUACUCGACCAGUGUUUACUGCUGUGGCAUUCUAUUUAUGUGCUAAGAAGCACAAGCUUAGGGCUGACAAAAACAAGUUGAUUGAGCUUUGUGGUACAUCAGAAGCUGAAUUUUCUAGUGUUUCUAACUCAAUGAAGGACUUAUGUCAUGAUGUUUUUGGAGUUUCAAAAGAGAAGAAGGAUCCCAAAGAAGUAAAAGGAAACAGAGAACUAUUGGAUGUGUUUCCUGAAAAAAGGGGAUAUGAAGAUGGUGGUUAUAUAUCUGAUGAAGAGAAAGAGCCUUCAAGCUGCAAGAAACGUAAGCAAAUGGAGAAACACGAAUAUGAUGAGUGGAAAUCAACUGUAGUUUCAUCAAUCAACCAGGAAAAAGAUAAAAAUGUCACUAUCAAGAAGACAAAGCAAGCGCGCUUGAACUUUCCAACAAUACCUUGUGAUACGCAGAACUUGGAGGUAUCGUAGCCAUAUACACACUCUCGUUGAAUCGAAAUCUUAGAUAUUAAUCAUGCUUUUCUUAAUGUUAAUGAAGAAAGAAUUUGCACCCCUUACAAAUUGUGUAAUUUGCCCGUUUUAAUUGUACCUAAGCUUUCAUAUGGCAAUGUACAGAGCAGAACAAUCGAAAAAUACAUCUGAUUUGAUAAUUUUUGGCUGUCAAAGUACAUGAACUUAAAGCAACAACUUGUUCCACGUUAUCUAUUGUUUUCUAU
This is a messenger RNA of Amaranthus tricolor (Joseph's coat), 1316 nucleotides long. Its product is annotated as origin of replication complex subunit 6. Gene Ontology annotation, cellular component: nuclear origin of replication recognition complex. The coding region runs from base 97 to 1071 and encodes 324 amino acids. Lineage: Eukaryota; Viridiplantae; Streptophyta; Magnoliopsida; Caryophyllales; Amaranthaceae. The record is from RefSeq and is a predicted model, not a curated record. The transcript has 10 exons. Gene Ontology annotation, biological process: DNA replication; DNA replication initiation. Gene Ontology annotation, molecular function: DNA binding.